Messenger RNA from Lactuca saligna, 1577 nucleotides. The record is from the annotation of a GenBank genome assembly. NCBI's taxonomy places the organism in Eukaryota, Viridiplantae, Streptophyta, Magnoliopsida, Asterales, Asteraceae.
AUGGCGGCGGCCGGAACGCCACAAACAUCAGCAAUCCACUGCUUCAACUCUUUCUCUGGUCUUCACUGGUGCAACGCCCUUUCCCGGUUCCUCAUUGGUCUUUGUUAUAGCCUGCAACAAGAGUCACCGACGACGUUCGGUGGUGCCAAGUGGCCGGAGAUGGUAGCGGCUGUUGGAGCGCCGCCUCUCCAACCUCUUCUUUCUUCAGUCGGUUCUAAAAUGGCAACAACAUCAGCAAGUGCCCUUUCAAUCAGAUCAACAUCUCAUGCCUCCAAACCUACCCAACUUCUGCAACCCAAAACAUUUGGUGUCAAUUUCACCUCCCGAAACAAUCUCAAAUCCUCAUCCUUCCUAAACAAGGAAAGCACCGCAGCUCUCCGUUACUCUCUCACCCAAAAACCCCAAAACCACCACCAGCCACCACCAUCCGCCCUCAAAAUCCAAGCAUCUUUCAAAGUCGCCAUCCUAGGUGCCGCCGGCGGAAUCGGCCAACCCCUCGCCCUUCUCGUAAAAAUGUCACCGCUAGUCUCCGACCUCCACCUCUACGAUAUCGCAAACGUGAAAGGUGUAGCCGCCGAUCUCAGCCACUGCAACACCCCAUCCCGCGUCCGUGACUUCACCGGAAACACUGAACUCGCCGCCUGUCUAAAAGACGUCGACGUGGUCGUGAUUCCCGCCGGAGUCCCGAGAAAGCCCGGAAUGACACGCGAUGACCUCUUCAACAUCAACGCCGGAAUCGUGAAAACCUUGAUAGAAUCCGUAGCCGAUAACUGCCCGGACGCGUUCAUCCACAUCAUCAGUAACCCAGUCAACUCAACCGUCCCGAUCGCUGCUGAGGUCUUGAAGCAGAAAGGCGUGUACAAUCCCAAAAAGCUCUUCGGUGUCACCACUCUCGAUGUUGUUCGCGCCAACACUUUUGUUUCUCAAAAGAAAAACCUAAAACUUAUCGAUGUCGAUGUCCCGGUGAUCGGAGGACACGCCGGAAUUACGAUCCUACCCUUGCUAUCGAAGACGAAACCGUCGGUCACGUUUACCGAACAAGAAGCGGCGGAUCUAACGGUAAGGAUUCAAAACGGCGGGACGGAGGUUGUGGAGGCGAAGGCGGGGGCGGGGUCCGCCACGUUGUCGAUGGCGUAUGCGGCGGCGAGGUUCCUGGAAUCGUCACUCCGGGCGCUUGAUGGUGAUUCGGAUGUUUAUGAGUGUGCGUUUGUUGAGUCGGAAUUGACGGAGCUUCCGUUUUUUGCUUCGCGGGUUAAGCUUGGGAAACAGGGAGUUGAGGCGGUGAUUGGGGCGGAUCUUGAAGGGUUGACGGAGUAUGAGGAGAAAGAGGAAGGGUAUGAAAUCUAUAUGGGGUACUAUCAUGAUAGUUGAAGUUGAAAUGAAAAUGAGAAUCUAAACUUUCAAAUUUGCAAUUUUUGGAUAAAAUUCAUUCAAACGGCCGUGGUUUGUGGUUUGUAGGGGUCUAUCGUUUUGUAACCGCGUACAAAUCACAAUCGAUGAAUUUGAUUUAGUGGUUCUGAUUUAGUAUUUGGUUCUUACAAAAUUUAUAUAAUGUUCUCUUAGGAAUAAGAAAGUUC